This is a messenger RNA of Penicillium mononematosum, 768 nucleotides long. RefSeq lists its product as uncharacterized. Gene Ontology annotation, cellular component: chromatin. The transcript is spliced from 3 exons. Gene Ontology annotation, biological process: regulation of transcription by RNA polymerase II. The record is from RefSeq and is a predicted model, not a curated record. Bases 1 to 768 code for a protein of 255 amino acids. NCBI's taxonomy places the organism in Eukaryota, Fungi, Ascomycota, Eurotiomycetes, Eurotiales, Aspergillaceae. Gene Ontology annotation, molecular function: DNA-binding transcription factor activity, RNA polymerase II-specific; RNA polymerase II cis-regulatory region sequence-specific DNA binding.
AUGAUUCCGUUUCCGAUGCUCCCCGAAUGGCCUUUUCUCCAUCGAGGUACAUUUGACUUCGCCAAGGAGCCUUGUGUACUUGUUCAAUCUGUUGUCGCAAUUGGCCUGUGGGUGAAAGGGACCCAGGAAGCGCGAGACGCGUCAAUACAGCUGCAUGCUAGGCUGUGUUCCGCAUUUUACGCUCAAAUGGACCAAUGGUGCAUCUCCAACUCGAGCCCACGUCAACGCACAAACACCCCGUGGCCUAUAACAACAUUCCAGAGUGUGCUCUUGAAUAUCAUCCUUGCCCUUUUUAUUGCAAGAGAAAAUGUUAAUAUGGAUUUGAGCAUGCGAUGCCGAUUGCCAGACGACAAAUACGAGCUCUUGGCUGCCCUUGUUCAAAGCUGCCGACAGUGCGGUAUUUUCUCCUAUCCUAACAUGCUUCUGCAACACGAAGCCGAUGCACCACUCGCGCUUGUAUAUGUGAGCGUUGAAGAGAUCAAGAGGUUUGGACUAGCACUCUAUAAGGUGUGCCGAUUGUCCACUUCCUUUCACCUGACCGGAGAAGGUGCCGGUGGUGACAGAAACGCUCUGUUGACCCUGGCCGAUUUGUCCUUUUGCAUGCCAGACAGUGAUGAGCUGUGGAAUGCUCCAUUGGGCUCGGAGUCCGAAGUGUUGAGCAAGGCCGAUUUGUCAGCAGCUGGACGGGAUAAUGGAGAUGCGAAAAACUGGAUAUCUCAAGCGUCUACUCUUGUACAUGACGGAAGAGUUGGCUUCGACUGGAUAUAG